Bacillus rossius redtenbacheri is the source of this 1153-nucleotide messenger RNA. RefSeq lists its product as uncharacterized. The record is from RefSeq and is a predicted model, not a curated record. The transcript is spliced from 3 exons. Lineage: Eukaryota; Metazoa; Arthropoda; Insecta; Phasmatodea; Bacillidae. The coding region runs from base 65 to 391 and encodes 108 amino acids.
GACCUGCAGCGCGAGCCGACAGUCACGUCAGCCGCGAGUCGCUGCGCGCGCGCCAAUAAGAGCGAUGGGCGAGGCGGACGACGAGGCGGCGGCGAAGGGAGACGGAGUCCCGGACGAGCCGCCCGCGCCGAAGAAGACCGCCACGUCAGUGCGGGUGCUGACGGUGCUGGCCUACACGCUGUCCGUGUCGCUGGCCGCCAUCUUGCUGUCGCUGUACUACGUGUUCCUGUGGGACCCGCAGCUGGCCGGAGCCGCGAGGAGGGUGGCCGAGCCCCCAGCGGCCCAAACGGCACGUGCAGUCUCAGGCGAACUCUUCCACGUCACCAAUCAUACAGAUCCUGAAGCGUAUGAACGACAGCGUGUAGACAACAGCACAUCAUCACAUUACUGAGUGAUGAUUGCGGAAGAGCGCAGAGACGAAACGAACGAGGCGUCUGGAGAGAACCCUACUUCGAACGACAAAACAAGCUCCACACACAUCAAUCGUCGACAAAUUUUUAAAGCAUUUUACAGGCUCCGGAGGAUCUUAAAUUUAUCAGGUAAAUCAACGCAGAGUAAAACAUUAUUUAUUGACAAGUUCACAUUUAUCGGUAGGCAUCGCUGUUUAAUUUUCGUGAUGUAUUGAUUUGAACUUUGAAACUUUAUAGUCGACCGUUAAAAAAUAAAACAGUGAGGCAGUAAACAUUUUGGGUAAAAAAUAUCUUUGUAAAAAUUAAUGUGUUUUAGUAUAUUAUUAAAUAUAAUGCUGAUUGAACAAAAUGUGAUUAACAACAAACCUGGAUUCCAAUCACCAACAAUUUUUUUGGCAUUAACGUCAAAAUUAAAAUAGUAUUUUUUUCUGUAGUUGUUUAUGUUUGGAAGCCAAUAUUCAUUAAAAAAAAAGGAUGUUAAAACAUUUUGUAACUUCAACCAGAUAUUAAUUUUCAAUGUAGGUUGCAGCAAAUGAGCAAAUGACAUAUCUCAUGAUCCUUACGAAAUGAAGUAGCCUAUCUAGAUAAUAUUGCUUACUAGAAAUGAUGUUAAAUAAAUGAGAUAAAAAUUUAUAUAAAAUAUAGAUAACACUGUUUAUUUAAUUCCAUUAUAAUCAUAUAUUUUUUAUAUUUACAUAAAAUAACAUUAAAAUUUGUUUGUGAAUAAAUACAACUGGUUUGAA